Callorhinchus milii (elephant shark) is the source of this 2575-nucleotide messenger RNA. It is a transcript of the gene egln1a, whose product is annotated as egl-9 family hypoxia-inducible factor 1a. Gene Ontology annotation, cellular component: cytoplasm; nucleus. Lineage: Eukaryota; Metazoa; Chordata; Chondrichthyes; Chimaeriformes; Callorhinchidae. Gene Ontology annotation, biological process: cellular response to hypoxia; peptidyl-proline hydroxylation to 4-hydroxy-L-proline. Gene Ontology annotation, molecular function: peptidyl-proline 4-dioxygenase activity; ferrous iron binding; L-ascorbic acid binding. The coding region runs from base 301 to 1485 and encodes 394 amino acids. The transcript is spliced from 5 exons. The record is from RefSeq and is a predicted model, not a curated record.
CGGCGGCGGCGGUUACGAUUUGAAAGAUGUCUGUGACGAGCGGCAGUUGGGUCUCGGGCGACCGUUAACUCUCCCGCGAGGCGCAGAGCGAGCGGUGGCUCGCGCGCGCGUCGCAGCGCGGAGAGCAGCGCCGCCCGUUGCUGUAUCGGAGGAGCAGGUUGAGCCUCCUUUCCCUUCCCCUUCCCUUCCCUUCCUGCCCUUUACCCCUUUCACUCCCUGUCCGGCUCCUUUGUGUAUGUUUUUCUACCUGACCCGGAUCCGCACCGUUUCUUCCCCCCCCCCCCCCCACCGCUCUCCUCCAUGGCCAGCAAGCCUGGCGUAACUCCCGGCGAGCCCCCUGCCGACACCCCGCCGCCGCCGCCGCCGCCGCCGCCCGACGAGCCCGCACUGCAGAGCCAGAGCUGCGGGCUGUGCGGCAAAAUGGAGAACCUGCUGCUGUGCGGCCGCUGCAAGAGCUCUUUCUACUGCAGCAAAGAGCACCAGAAACAGCACUGGAAGAAGCACAAGCAGGUCUGCAAGGAGACGCCUCAGCAGCGGGACCGCCCGGCAGAGGACAAGGCGAGUGCGGCAACCGGGGGCGGGCAUUCCCGGCCGCAGGCUCCGGAGGCCGUCAACGGACAGCGGACGUGCCAGACGCCCGGUCCCCCCAACCCCAGCGGGCAGAGGGUCAGGGGAGAGGUGGACAAGGGCGAGGAGCCAGCGGCAGGUCCGCUGCCCGACACCAUGCUCAGCAGCCAGGUCGAGCCGGGCCCGCACGGCCAGAGCGGCAGCGGCUCCCAGAAGCUGGUGCUGGAGUACAUCGUGCCCUGCAUCAACAAGCACGGCAUCUGCGUGGUGGACAACUUCCUCGGGGAGGAGAAGGGCGACAGCAUCCUGCGGGAGGUGAAGGAGCUGCACCUGAGCGGCCGCUUCACGGACGGCCAGCUGGUGAACCAGAAGGGAGACUCGUCCAAGGACAUCCGAGGGGAUCAGAUCACCUGGGUGGACGGCAAGGAGCCGGGCUGCGCGCAGAUCGGACUUUUAAUGAGCAAUAUGGAUGAUCUGAUCAGACAUUGCAACGGGAAACUCGGCACUUACAACAUCAACGGGAGAACGAAAGCAAUGGUGGCAUGUUACCCAGGGAAAGGAACAGGAUACGUGCGCCAUGUUGAUAAUCCUAAUGGAGAUGGAAGAUGUGUCACUUGUAUAUAUUAUCUAAAUAAAAGCUGGAAUGCACAGGUGCAGGGGGGUGUUCUUCGGAUUUUCCCAGAAGGUAAACUACAAUUUGCUGAUAUUGAACCAAAGUUUGAUAGGCUGCUGCUUUUUUGGUCUGAUCGACGCAACCCUCAUGAAGUACAACCAUCAUUUGCAACAAGGUACGCCAUAACAGUCUGGUAUUUUGAUGCAGAUGAACGAACACGAGCUAAAGACAAAUAUUUAACAGGUGAAAAGGGAGUAAAAGUUGAAUUAAAUAAACCUUCAGAACACAGUUUGAAAGAAGAUUGAUAAUUCCUUCUGUGCCUUUCUGAUGAGAAACAAGUUUAUCUUGUGAAUGUUGACAAAUGGAUGAAAAACACACUUUGCACUCCAUCUGCUCAUGAUUACAGUUAAAAAUUGACCUACAAAAUUUAUGAGAAAACGAACAUUGAAUGUUGAGGCAUUGCACUGCAUUAAUUAUAAUCUCUGGGCUGAACUAAUUUUCAAUGAAGAAAGUAUCAUUGGAGCAAUAAUGGAAAUUUAAGAGCAUUCCCAAGAUUGAAUGGAGUUGUGGUAAAAAGAUGCCUUGGAUUAUUCAAACACUCUUUAUUUGCCUGAUGUUUUAUCUGCCAAUAAAACUACAGUUCAUCUGUCUCUGAUUGGAAUUUAGGAUAACUUGAUUUACAAAAUCAAGUAUAAAAAUGAGGUUAGAAUGGGAAAACUGCAGUAUUGAUGAUAUCCAUGAGGACCGCAUUGAUUUUUCUGCCUAAAGAAAAAUUCUUCAACCAAACAUGGCACCUUACUUAAGUUAAGCAAUUUUAGAGUUAACAAAUGUAUCCCGAAUGCUAAAUAACACAAUUUUUGAAUAUAAUUUAUAAUUCAAAAUAUCAACACUCCAAUUUGCUGCUUUGUUUUUAUAUUGAAUUUUUUUAAAUCUUUGAAGUGGUGUUUUCACUACAACAUUAUCAGUAACCUACUGCUGGUUUUCUCAACAAUUUUAAAAUUACUGAUUUGUUAAAUAAUAAAUCAAUGAAAAUCUACACCAUUGCAAUUGAAAUUCAAAAUAUUUCUUUCUGUUGGUGUUCGGUUCUCUACUUCCCUCAUAAAACACAUAGAUAUUUUUAUGACCCAUGUUUUCAGAAUGUAAAGGUUAAUCAAUAUAUUAGUGCUUUGAUGAUUUUUUCCACAUGGUAAGCAUCUGCCUGUUGCUUUUUCUGACAAAAAAUUGCAUUUUAAUAUUCCCUGUGACAUAAUCUCAUGGCAAGGAGUUCCUCUACAGCAUGCUGAUGAAUAGAAGAAUUGCUAUUUACUAUUGUUUGAACACUUAUAAUAUAAAACAGUAUUAAUCAUGAAUGAACUGGCUUGUAAAAGUUGCAAGAAUUAAAUCCUCUGUAUUGUU